AUGGGGAAUUGUCAACGGGGUCGACCCAGAGACGCAGAGCCUCUUCAUACUGGCACGAGGACAUCUCCUGAUAGCAAGUUACUUCAAGUCCAUGAUCGACCGACCAUUGGUGAUGUCUUUCCCAAUCUGAAAGGAUCCACUCAGCUCAGUGAUGAUUUUGAUUUAUACGAAUAUAUUGGAAAUGAUAAGUGGGGCCUGAUAUUCAUGCACCCAGGGGAUUUCACGCCUGUAUGUACAACUGAGUUGGGUGCUGCAGCGGGUCUUGCUUCAGAGUUUGAAAAACGAAACGUCUCAGUGGUUGGAUUCUCUUGCAACAAUGCACAAAGUCACCGAGAUUGGAUAGUCGAUAUCAAAGUUGCAACCGGCGAACAGGUAAACUUUCCCUUAUUCUGUGAUCCUGACCGCUCACAUGCCAAGUGGUUGGGGAUACUGGAUCAAAACAACCGAGACCGAAAAGGUCUGCCGAUGACAGUGCGAUCCGUGUACGUGCUCAAGCCGAACAAAGAAGUGGCACUCGUCAUUACCUAUCCAGCAUCCACAGGACGAAAUAUGAACGAAAUCCUACGAGUCAUUGAUUCGUUACAGGUAUCGCACGAGUAUGAAGUUGGAACACCAGCGAAUUGGACUCCGGGAGGUAGGGUUCUGAUAAAUGCUACUCUAUCAGACAACCAAGCAGAAGGACGGUACGGAAGAGAACAGAUUGAAUAUGUGGAUGUUCCGUCAGAACGAUUCAGUGGUGCAAUAAGAAGGCAUUACCUGAGAUACGUGAAUGAUCCGACAGUAAAGGAACAGCCACAGGAAGGUACUUGA
Cylindrotheca closterium is the source of this 810-nucleotide messenger RNA. Lineage: Eukaryota; Bacillariophyta; Bacillariophyceae; Bacillariales; Bacillariaceae. The record is from the annotation of a GenBank genome assembly.